Molecule: messenger RNA, 7838 nt
Organism: Sarcophilus harrisii (Tasmanian devil)
Lineage: Eukaryota; Metazoa; Chordata; Mammalia; Dasyuromorphia; Dasyuridae
Gene: RIMBP2
Product: RIMS binding protein 2
Exons: 30
Coding region: 699-5990 (1763 amino acids)
Biological process (GO): neuromuscular synaptic transmission
Molecular function (GO): protein binding
Source: RefSeq, a predicted model, not a curated record
GGCACUGGCAAACACCUUCUCUGCUUGGGAGUUUGAUGGGUAAGCUUCAGAGACCAGCCUCUCUCUCCUAUGUGGAGGUGGGAAGAAUCAUGCACUCCCCAAGAAAACUCCUGUCCUGUCCCUGAUAUUUCUUCUGCCCCAGGAGCUCCAUUCUCUCCCCCACUUUGCCGGCUCUUAUGUCUUCCAGGGCAUCUGGACUCUCCCCAGGGAAACUGGGCAAUCUGUAGCUAGUGAUGCCGGAGGGGCGAUCGGGAUUCCUGCUGACACUCCUGUGGGUGAGAGACUUGUGUGUUUUUCCACUUGUCAAUGAGAACGAAAGGGAUAAUUUUUCCCACUCUGCCUGAGACAUCGCUGCUGUUCGGCAGGAGGCUAUGGAAACAGAGCAUCUCAUUCUUCCUGAGUAGCACUGCCUCCGUUAGGACUUCGGAUGGGCCAGAUCAUUUGGCUUGUGGACCUAAGGGGAUCCCUCAAAGACUGGUCACUGUUCUUCUGUUCAAGGAUACUGGAGCAUCCAAAGAAACCCAGGAGAGCCUCGGGCUCCUCUGAAGGAACUUGGGUUCUGAGAAAGCAAGUUCUCUAAAAGCGAGGAUACCUUGAGACUUUUUGGACUCUCGGUUCCCAGAGGAAGAAGGGCAGGGCUGGCACCCGGGAACUGGGAUUGGAUCAGGGGGAAACCAGCUUGGGCAGCUGCUCUCUGAAUGGGGCAGGGGCCCUGGUGUUCAAGACAGAAGAAGAAGGGAGUGGUUAGGGAUGACCAUCCGAAUGGCUGCAUUAGUACCUCUGGGGAAUAUAGCCUGCACUUCAAGUCCACGAAGGGGAAGGAGAUCCAUAACCAAUCUCAGGAAGACUCUGGAAAGCUGGCAAAAGCAGUCAACAGUGACCAGCUGGUGACAAGAAAUACUGUGGGGAGACAUCCACUGAGAGGAGGACGAACAGAUCGGACUAUCCCUCCAGUCAGAAUGGGUCCUGCAUCUGUGGGGAAGAGUAAGAAGGGCAGCUUUUUGUCCUCUUCCUCAUCUCCCGCUGAGCAAAGGACGGGACACAUUCUGAUGCCAAAAGGUCACUCGGGCCACCGAGGAGCCCCCCAUCUCCAGCUCACCCCAAGGGGUUUCAAUAUCACCAAAGACCCAGAGAUCCAGCUGCUGCAGAUGGAGCACCCGGAGCUCAGGGGCCAGCUGGGAUGUCUUCGGGUCAAUCCCCUUCGCUUUGUGGGCCCGCCAGAGAGUCUGGAGGCUGGAGGAAGUGGACUUGGGGAACUGGCCCAAAGAGAGUGGGCUGAGCCCUGUGAGGAAGGGCUGGUCGGGCAGAAGCCUGCUGACGUGGAGCAGCUGCUCAAACAGUCUCAGAGGGAGCUGCUUUGGCUACAGAGGCAGCUGGCCUUCGUCUCUACAGGAAGUCCCACCUACCUCCUGCCUCCUCCGGACCAAUUCAGAAAUGAUCUGUACUUGCAACCUGCAGUCCCCCAGAAAGCCUUUGGUCAGUUCCGACUUUUAGAAGAGCGGCCGCGGAUUUCCCCAGCCCAUGUACCUGCUCUGAACCCAGAUCCUCACCAUUGGAGCCUUGCAGAGCAUGAACUGAAGGAUGCUGCACAAGGGAAGAGUCGCCUGAGACUUCAGUAUGCUAACCUUUCCCACAAGGCACUGCAAUAUGAGCAGGUAAAAGCAGACUAUGACCGGCUCAGCCUCACCCUCACCAUAGUGACCAAAGAACGUGAUUUGGCCGUGAAGGAGAAAUACCAGCUCCAAGCCAAACUGGAGAAUCUAGAGCAGGUCCUAAAGCAUAUGCGAGAGGCCGCAGAACGGCGGCAACAGUUGGAAUUAGAGCAUGAGCAAGCCCUGGCCGUUCUCAACGCAAAGCAGCGGGAAAUUGAACUCCUGCAGAAGGCUCAGGUUGAAGCCAAGAAAGAGCAUGAAGGGGCAGUGCAACUGCUAGAGUCCAAGGUUCGAGAACUGGAAGAGAAAUGUCGGACCCAAAGUGAGCAGUUCAACCUCCUGUCUAGGGAGCUGGAGAAGUUUCGGCAGCAGGCGGGGAAGAUUGAUCUGUUGAGCAGUAAUUCUGUGGUGUCUUUGGAUAUCCCGGGCUCCCCUAACAAGCCUUUCACCCACUUUAUGAAUGGAAUAGCCGCCUCCUUUGGCAAAGGUCAGGACAGUACUUCUGGAAGUCAUUCUGUGAUUGCUGAAUUUAUUCGACCCCGACCACUCUCCAGUGACAAACCUGAACCACUGUCUGUCAAACCUACUUUUCUAUCCAGGUCGAGAUCUGGCAGCCCAGGAUGCAGAUUUGAAUCAGACAUGGAUAAUGAACGGAAUUCCAAUACCUCAAAGCAGAAAUACUCCGGGAAGGUUCAUCUGUGUGUUGCCCGCUACAGUUACAACCCCUUUGAUGGACCAAAUGAAAACCCGGAAGCUGAACUCCCCCUCACAGCAGGAAAAUACCUCUAUGUCUAUGGUGACAUGGAUGAAGAUGGAUUCUAUGAAGGAGAAUUAUUAGAUGGACAGAGAGGGCUGGUCCCUUCCAACUUUGUGGAUUUUGUCCAGGAUAAUGAAUCCCGUUUGUCCAACACACUGGGGAGUGAACAAGAUCAGAAUUUUAUCAACCAUUCUGGUGUGGGCUUGGAAGGAGAAAGCAUCCUCGAUCUGAAUUCACCUACCCAGGGGGACUCCAGCAUCCUCAACAAUGGGGCCGGGACGCUGGACGUGAACAUCGACGAGAUCGGAGAAGACAUUGUGCCUUACCCUAGACGAAUCACCCUUAUCAAACAACUAGCCAAAAGUGUUAUUGUGGGCUGGGACCCCCCGGCUGUGCCGCCAGGAUGGGGGACAGUGAUCAGCUACAAUGUCCUUGUUGACAACGAGACCCGCAUGAAUCUCACCCUGGGGAGCAGAACUAAAGCCCUGAUAGAAAAGCUGAACAUUGCAGCCUGCACGUACCGGAUCUCCGUGCAGAGCAUCACGAGCCGGGGAAGCUCGGAUGAGCUCCAGUGCACCUUGCUGGUGGGCAAGGAUGUCAUUGUAGCCCCUUCCCACUUACGGGUAGACCACAUCACUCAGAUCUCAGCUGAGCUCUCCUGGCUCCCGACCAACAGCAAUUACAGCCACGUUAUCUUUCUCAAUGAGGAGGAGUUUGAUAUCGUCAAGGCCGCAAGGUAUAAGUAUCAGUUUUUUAACCUGAAGCCCAAUAUGGCUUACAAAGUGAAGGUUUUGGCGAAACCCCACCAGAUGCCGUGGCAGCUUCCUCUGGAGCAGAGAGAAAAGAAGGAGGCCUUUGUGGAGUUUUCUACUCUGCCAGCAGGUCCUCCAGCUCCACCUCAAGAUGUCACCAUUCAAGCCGGGACCACUCCAGCAACCAUACAGGUCUCCUGGAAACCACCAAUUCUCACACCCACUGGGAUGUCCAAUGGAGCAAAUGUGUCUGGCUAUGGUGUUUAUGCAAAAGGGCAGAGGGUGGCUGAAGUCAUCUUCCCGACAGCCGACAGCACAACAGUGGAGCUGAUCCGCAUCCGGAACCUGGAAGCCAAGGAGGUGACCGUGAGAACACUUUCCACCCAAGGUGAAUCCAUGGACUCCUUAAUAGCUGCCAUUCCACCUGACCUACUGGUGCCUCCAACCCCACACCCUCGAACUACUCCCAAACCUAAGCCAUUAGCAAGUGCCGGAGCCCCAGAUACCAAAGACGAACAGUUGGGUCCCCACCUCAAAAUGGAUGAGUCUUGGGAGCAGACUCGCUCAGCUGCCCCCACACACGGACACAUGCUGGAACCUCCGACAUCUAACUUUCCGAGCUCAGCUCCGGGGAGGCGGUCACCCUCUCCCAAUCGGAUUCUCCCCCAGCCGCAGGGUGCCCCUGUCCCCAACACUGUGGCUAAAGCCAUGGCACGGGAAGCCGCACAACGGAUGGCAGAGAGCAAUCGAAUGGAGAAAAGGAGCAUGUUCGAGGACAGGAGCCGGGCUGGGCAUUAUGCAAACUCUGAUGAGGAGGAAGAAGAUGGCUAUGAUUCACCAGACAUCAAAAGGAGAGGAGCUUCUGUGGAUGAUUUUCUGAAGGGUUCUGAACUUGGCAAGCAGUCCCACUAUGGUCAUGGGGAGGAAUAUCACACAGAGAGCAGCCGGGGUUCUGACCUGUCAGACAUUAUGGAAGAGGAUGAGGAGGAACUUUAUUCCGAAAUGCAGCUGGAGGACGGGGGCAGGAGGCGGUCCAGUGGAACUCCGCACAACACACUUAAGGAGUGCUGUGAAAAUAGGACCAUCACCGAUGCAACUUUUUGGGAACAGCCCGAAUUUCCCCAACAGACCCACCACAGUAAAAAACUUUUUAGUAUCCCAGAAGUAGCCGAAGAAGAUGGAGACUAUUCUGAGCUGCUGCACAAACAAGGUUUAGGGUUGUCCUAUAAGAUGAAAGCCCCCAGAGCCAGAGGACCUAGGUUCCCCAGGUGUUGUAUUGAAGACAAGGUCCAACAGACCACCUGGUUCCCCACCAAGCACAGGCUCUCUGGGUUUGCCCAUCACUCAGAGGACUCUGCCCCUGAAGAGAAGGGUUACAGAUUUAGCCAGGCCCUCACCCGGAGCCCAGACAGUGGGCUUGACUGUGGGAGUGAGGAAGAGGAGUCUCGAUUUAGCUUCCGAAAUGUCCAUGGUCAUCCAUCCCCUCACCCUCGUACCCCCUGCUGCCCUGGCCGCAGCCACUGUUCAUGCCGGAGAAGUCCAAGGCCCCUCCUAGCCCAUAGGAAAACCCUGACCCGGCAGACCAGCAUUGAGGAAGACUUUGGAGAGCAGUUUGUCCCCAGUGAGGUCACCAGGAACAAUGAGACCACACCUGGCCCCGAGAGAACUAGCCCCAGGAAGAGUCACUACAGUGAUCCCAUGAAGCCAGAAGACCCUUGCUGUGGCUGGAAGGUCCAGAUGAGUGACAGCAGGGCAGCUGUCCUGCUUACAAAAUCAGCUCCCAGAGAUGGAGAAGGUUCUUUGCUUUUAGGAAAUCCAGUGUCUGCAGGACGGAGUGAUAGGGUGGAUCACCCAGGUCGAAGGUUAUCACAUGGCAGUGCUGGACCUCAGAGGCCCCGGCCAAUGAUGGUCCCUUCCAUUGAAAUUACAAUGGACAGUAACAGUGAAGGCGGUCGGUCUCGGUCAGGUAGUGAGGGUAAUAUUCCCUCUGUAAAAGAAGAAGCUUAUUGUCGCGGCAUGGGUGGACACAGAAUACAGCCUCCGCAUCGUGCCAUGGCCCCUGACCUUAGACACGAUGGGUACUGCAGCCGGGAUCGCCUGUCUCCAGACCUGUAUGAGGAGUCUGAAACAGAUCCCGGUGCUGAGGACCUUUCAGUUCGAAUAUUUGUCGCUCUCUUUGACUAUGAUCCACAUACGAUGUCUCCCAAUCCUGAUGGGGCGGAAGAAGAGUUACCAUUUAAGGAAGGACAGAUUAUUAAGGUCUAUGGAGACAAAGAUGCUGAUGGCUUCUACCGUGGUGAAACCUGUGCCCGGCUUGGCCUUAUACCUUGUAACAUGGUCUCAGAAAUCCAAGCUGAUGAUGAAGAAAUGAUGGACCAGCUCCUUAAGCAAGGCUUUCUCCCCCUGAAUACCCCCGUGGAAAAAAUAGUCACCUGUGAUCGUUUCAAAGAGAGCGCUCUCUCUGUACACCGCAGAUCCCGAAAGUCUAAAAGAGAGAGGAACAGACGGAGUGGCAGACACCCUAUGUCUACAAGAAGAAUGGUGGCUCUUUAUGACUAUGACCCAAGAGAAAGCUCUCCUAAUGUUGAUGUAGAGGCAGAACUGACAUUUUGUACAGGAGACAUUAUUACUGUGUUUGGUGAAAUUGAUGAAGAUGGAUUUUACUAUGGAGAGCUUAAUGGACAAAAGGGUCUGGUUCCUUCAAACUUUCUGGAAGAAGUGCCUGAUGACGUAGAAGUCUACCUUUCGGAUACACCAUCUCGUUAUUCUCAAGAUGCCCCAAUGCGUACCAAGGCUAAAAGGAAGAAGAGUGUUCAUUUCACACCUUAAUAAGGCAAUGUAGCCUUCACGUAAGUGAGCAACUGAAGAUACCAAUAAAGAUACCAAUUUAAGCUACCUUGCAAUAACUAAUGCAGUAGUCUUAAGACUUAACUGUGGGAUUCAAAAAAAGAAAUAUGUCUCAAAAAAUCAUUGGCCCCCAAAUCUGAGGAUGUUGCUUUUUCUCAGUUAUGAAGCUUAACUGAAUUUGUCAUAAAAUAAAUUCUCUCAUAUCCAUUCCUCACUAUCAUAUUACAACAAAUUCAUGAAAAGGUCAACAUUUGGAACAUAUUUCUUAAUGAAAAAAGUAUUUCUGUUUAUGUAGAGAAGUGUUCCAAUGUCUAAGGAUUCCAAAAAGAAAAAGCUGCAGAUUGCAUUGUUAGCCAAUCUCUGAAAAAAAAAAAAAAAACACGGUCCAUUACUUGAAAGACUUUUAUCCACCCCUCCAGAAAAAUUCAUAUGGAAGAUUAAAAUUCACAUGAAUAGUUUAAUCAAGUUGGCCUGGAGUUGUCUCAUACCAUUAGCAAGCUCAAAUCCUGGCUUGAACUACCUAGAAAUGUUUUCUUAGGCAGUUCGACUUCUAUAUUUAAAAAUAUAAUGAUAUAUAACCCAUCACAGAUAUUUUAAAAACAAAGAAACAAAAUGAGCCAACCUCUGGGAGACACUGAAUAGUGUUUGGUUUACCAAUGCAAUGUUAACUGUCAUGGGUCAUGCAGCUCAGUGGAUGAAUGCAUUAGGCUAAAGACAUGGUAUCUUCAGGUGUACUUGGGAUGCUUUACUAAAUUGUUUUCCAUUAGAAUUAGGCCUUGAUUUUAAAUCCAAGGAAGCUUGAAGACCCUUAGCUAAAUUUUUUUUCUGUAGAACAAGGAACAUGUAUUAAAAAUAAGAUCUGACCUAAAAUAAUAAGGAUUGUGGGGAAAGUGAAUUCUAUCAUAUACAUUAAAACAUGUAUCUAACUGUGUGGCCUUCUUUAGGCAAACAGUAACUGCCUUGUACUAUCAGAAUAAAAGAAUUCAACCAAUAGGAUUCAAGGAUUGUGUUAUAUCUAGAAUAUGCUGAAAUGCUCUCAAGUCCUAAGCACUGAAAAAAAUCAUCUUUACUUUGAAAUAUACAAAGCACACUUUCAAAAUAAUAAGGGCCUUUAAGCUUUCUUUGAUUGCAAUUAAGGUUCAUUUUAGUUUUUUUUCUUUUUAACCAAUGUGCCAUCUCUCUCCAAUAUAUACAUAUAGCACAGUAAAUUGUACAAAAUGAUUCAGACAUCAGAAUUUUACAUCAUCAGAGUGGUUUUUUUUUUGUUAUUGUUUUGUUUUGUUUUGAAUACAGUAGGAAUUUCUUUGGGAAACUUUUGCUCCCAAGAUUCAGUUGCUGGUACUUAGCCCAUUGUACUUAUCCUGGGCUAACUGCUAUGUUAAUUCAAAAAGCUCAAAUUACGAUUUGCCGAAAUUUUCUCUUUUUUUCUUUUGCCAUUAUUUUGGCAAAAUGAAAUGCGGCAAUUGUUCAGAACCAUUAGGUCCCCAAAGCAUGUGUCUUAACGCUUGGUGGCCGCUGUACUUUGGGAGGUGAUGCUUAUAUAUAAAUUUGCCUUUGGUAUGAUUUAAGCCACUGAUAGAAGAAGUAAGCCUCUUUGCCCCCUUUUGGUGGGAAAUGGUCCCUUAAGAUGUUACCCUCAGUAAAUUGAUGUUGUUAGCUUUCAAACAUUCAAUAAACUGUCACAAUAUACCUACUAGGUUCCUCCUGAGAAUACAGGUACGUCAAGGAGAGCACCAUCCCCCACAGUCCAUCUCCAUUCUGGGUCACCUCCGUCAUCUAUGGGUUCUGGUAGUCCUGGGAGAGGCAGGGAAAGGGCCUCGAAAAAGAAAA